AUGGAAGAAUUUUGCCAAAUGGUUGUUGGGUUCUCUGAUACCUUGCCUGCUCUCUGGGAACUGUUUCCUGAUAGACGGUCAUGCAGUCACGAAAAUCUUGCUAAAGAUCUGCUUGACAGCACAUAUGAUGCCCAUAAUGCCCUUGGAGAUGUGCAAAUGCUUCAUAUGUUAUCGUCACAGUUCAUUGGGGACCAGUUACUACUGAGGCACAGUUUUUCAACGUCAUGGUUCCAAGAGUAUACCAUAUUUCUGGAACAGAAGAGAGCAAACCUACAGACCUUCCAACCUCUGCUCCACUCAAAAGCUGUAUCAAAGGGAAUUGCUGAUAAGAUGGCAGCAUCUGGAUUACAAUAUCGGCAUUUUCUCCUGGCGUAUCAACAGGAAGGAAACGAUGGUGUCUCAAAUGUGCUGAUGGAAAAGUUUUAA
Molecule: messenger RNA, 426 nt
Organism: Paramuricea clavata
Lineage: Eukaryota; Metazoa; Cnidaria; Anthozoa; Malacalcyonacea; Plexauridae
Source: the annotation of a GenBank genome assembly